AUGGCUUCGGAGGCGAAGUCUGCGCCUGCUGGCGUGCAGGUUGCACCGGAGAACCGCAUGGCCAUCGGCAUCUCGUUUGGCAACUCCAACAGCUCCAUCGCCUACACCUUUGAUGACCGUGUCGAGGUGAUCGCCAACGAGGACGGCGAUCGUCAGAUCCCCACCGUCCUGUCGUAUGUCGACGGCGAAGAGUACUACGGCCAGCAGGCCAAAAACUUUCUCGUCCGCAACUCAAAGAACACGGUGGCCUUCUUCAAGGACCUGCUCGGCAAGGACUUUGCCGACAUCGACCCGACGUACUGCCAUGCUUCAGCCCAUCCACAAGAAACCAGCGGCACGGUGACCUUUUCGAUCGUGGACAAGGCUGCACCUGUGAGCAGCGAAGGGUCCGCCGAGAGUGAGGGGGUCAGCACGCCGGCUGCACCGUCCGUGGUAUCCGUGUCCGACGUGACUACACGCUACCUCCGCCGUCUUGUCGGCUCGGCCACCGAUUAUCUCGGCCGCAAGGUCACGUCUGCCGUCAUCACGCUGCCAACGAACGCCACCGAGAUCCAGCGCCAGGCUGUCGUGCAGGCUGCCAACGCUGCCGGCCUCGAGGUGCUGCAGAUCAUCUCCGAGCCGGCUGCUGUCGCCGCAGCCUAUCACGCCCGCAUAGACGCUGAGGCUGCCUCGGGCAUCGUUGCCGCUGACGCAGCCACAUCCAAGGACAAGUUUAUGGUCGUGCUCGAUGUUGGUGGCACGCGCACCGAUGCCGCUGUUGUCUCGUCCAGUGCCGGCAUCACCACCGUCCUGGCCACCCUGCACGACUACGAAUUCGUCGGCGCCGCCCUCGACAAGGUCCUGAUCGACCACUUCCCCAAGGAGUUUGCCAAGCGCAACAAGGGCGUCGAUCCGCGCGAAAACCCCCGCAGCUUGGCCAAGAUGCGCCUCGAGGCUGAAUCUGCUAAGAAGGCCCUUAGCCUGGGCUCCAACGCUUCCUUCAGCGUCGAGUCGCUCGCCGACGGCAUCGACUUCACCAGCACCAUCAACCGCAUCCGCUACGAGACUCUUGCUCGGCCCGUCUUUGCCGGCAUCGAUCGUCUUGUGAGUGCCGUCGUCCACAAGGCCGGCCUCGACACUAUCGACAUUGACACCGUUCUGCUGUCCGGCGGCACUGCCCACACUCCCCGUCUCGCCGAGAAUAUGCGCGCCCUCUUCGCCGGCACCGCCACCAUCGUCGCCCCCAGCACUGUUCCCUCCACCACGAACCCGUCUGAGCUGCAGGCCCGUGGUGCUGCCCUGCAGGCCAGCCUCAUCUGCGACUUUGAGUCCGACGAGGUCGAGCAGAGCUCCCACCAGAUGGUCCGCACCGUCCAGCACACUGCCCUGGCCGUCGGCGUCAUCGCCGUGCCCCUGGCUCCGACUGCUGCUGCUGACGGCACCGCUGUGACCGAGGUCUUCACCCCCAUCAUCGCUGCCGAGUCUGCCGUCCCCAUCCGCCGUGCCAUCCUCGUGUCCGGCCCCAAGGAGGGCGGCGACGUCCUGCUGCGCUUUGCCGAGGGCAGCACCCACGUCCACCACAUCCCCAAGGAGAAGAAGGCCAAGGCUGCCGACGACGACGAUGACGACGACGACGACAGCGACGACGACAGCGACGACGACAGUGACGACGAAGACGAGGGCGAACGGAAAAAAGCUUGGAAGGCACAGGAUCUCCUGGCUGAGGCUGCUCUUCGCGGCGUCGGCAAAAACGCCAAGAUCGAGGUCGCCAUCAGCAUCCGCGCUGACUUCUCCGUCAGCUUCACUGCCAGAGAAGUCGGCGGCAAGGCCGCCAUCCGCGGCUCUUUCUAG
This is a messenger RNA of Grosmannia clavigera kw1407, 1830 nucleotides long. Its product is annotated as hsp70 chaperone. The record is from RefSeq and is a predicted model, not a curated record. The transcript is spliced from 3 exons. Gene Ontology annotation, biological process: protein folding. Bases 1 to 1830 code for a protein of 609 amino acids. Gene Ontology annotation, cellular component: nucleus; cytosol. Gene Ontology annotation, molecular function: ATP binding; ATP-dependent protein folding chaperone. NCBI's taxonomy places the organism in Eukaryota, Fungi, Ascomycota, Sordariomycetes, Ophiostomatales, Ophiostomataceae.